Molecule: messenger RNA, 1695 nt
Organism: Pelagomonas calceolata
Lineage: Eukaryota; Pelagophyceae; Pelagomonadales; Pelagomonadaceae
Source: the annotation of a GenBank genome assembly
AUGGCCUCCACCACCAGCACCCCCAACGCCGCCCCGACGAUCAUCCCACCAUCGUUCCCGAUCGAGCUGCCGAAGUCCGCCACGUCCGCCGUCGGCACGCGCACUCUGAAAAUAGAGGGCUUCCCGGGCGGUUUUUUUCGGGACCGGCCGGCGUCCGUCAGGAGCUUCCUCGCCACAAACUUCGGAACCGUCAUCGAUAUCGAGGUCCAGGAGGAAGCUUUCGAACAACUAGACGUGCAGCCGUCCGUCGACUCCUACCUCACGGUCGACUCGUCGCUACAAAAAAGGCCGCCGCCGUCGCCGGUCCGCUCGCCGCCUCGAGACGAGCGGUCCGUCGACUCGCGGGGGUCGGCCGACGCCUUAAGCCUGUUCGAGCAUUCGACGUCGCGCGCGCCCUCGCGGGACGACGGCCUGCCCUCGAAAUUCGACUCGCCGCCCCGUCAGGCGUCGCGGGGCUCGCGCGGCGGCUCGCGGCGGCGCCGCUUCCGGCCGCGCGCCGCGCGGCCCCUGGCGCGCCUCUACGUGCGCUUUGAGAAGCAACGGAGUUUUGAAAGAGCCUUCGAGGCGCUCGCGGGCGGCGCGAUUCUCUUCCGCGACGUCAUGGUAGAUAUAGAAUGCGCCUACGACGCGUCGGGCUACUUCACGGAGCGCCGCAUCAUGGCGAGGCGCCUCGCGCACGAAAAGAGAGUGAGGCGGGCGACGCUCGACGCGCGGCGGGCCGCCGAGCGCCCCCGGACGCCGCCCAAGGCUGUAUGUAUGCAGCGUCAUUUAUUCACAUAGAGAGGAAAGCGCGGUGACGACAAUAAACGAGCGUAUGGCCGACGCGGUCAUGCGCGGAGGACGACCGAAAAAAGGCGAGUCGCGAGCGCUUCCCUCGGCUCUGACGAUGAGAGAUCAAUGUUUACCCCGCUCAUGUUCGAUGGACGCAGGUCGCGAAGCGCCACGACAUGGCGCUCUCGGCAUUACGAAGGACCCUGGACGACACGCACGACCAGGCCCGCGGCGCGGCGUCCCUCGACGGCGUGGAGGCCGCACGCCGUCGACGCUAUCGCUAUCCACGCAGGACGGCGACGUGCCCUCGGAGAGAAGAGCAAUACGCGCGCUCGAGGAGGCCGAGGCUUUAUGUAGGCGCAUGCGCCGCGCGAAGAGCGCCGACGACGGGGAGCGGGGCGCGUUGAUGCGCGCGACGCGGGCCUGCGAGCGCCUCGUGGAGAAGGUUGAGGCCGCGAAGCUGAGAACCGUCCGACUUAAGGAAAGGAGGCGCCAGUUCUCGUUACUGUUAGAUGUGCAAUCACAACUCGACGCAUUGGAAAACUGCGGCAAGUUCGCUCAGUUAGUACGAGAACAGGCACCGGAUCUGCGAGGCUGUACCGUACUAGUACCGACGGACGACGCGUUUUUAGGAGAUGACGAUGCGUUCGAGGAUGACUGCUGGGGCGUGCACGUCAUCGAUGGGCCCUGGAAGAUGGGGGAUAUGGCCGUUGCCGGCCGUGUUUUAGGACGCCAUGUGGAUACGAGACAUGGUAUUAGGACGCGGGUCCAGCCGGACGGGCGCUACGCCGUGUGGUUGGAUACGGAUCCCAGUCCGCCUAGGCGAGCUUUGGUAUUGGAGAUGGACAUUAGCUGUCAACAUGGGACGGUGCUCCAUGUAGUAGAUGGGAUAUUGUAUCCCGACUUUAAGAGGUAGUAUUUUUA